Molecule: messenger RNA, 1857 nt
Organism: Pistacia vera
Lineage: Eukaryota; Viridiplantae; Streptophyta; Magnoliopsida; Sapindales; Anacardiaceae
Exons: 1
Coding region: 1-1857 (618 amino acids)
Source: RefSeq, a predicted model, not a curated record
AUGGCAAGUCCUGUGGUAACAUUGGCCCUUGGCAAGGUUUCUGGUAUGAGUGAAUCUUUUUUUAAGAAGAAAAAAGGGAUAUGGUUUGAUGAGGAACUUGACAAUGCAGCUAUUUAUGGCUACAUCGUCGGUUGGUGGGCACCAUUGCUUUUGGUGCAAAUUGGUAGCCCUAAUAUAUUAUUCUACUCAAUCGAAGAUAAUAAGCUAAAGUUGAGACAAGUUGUUGGACUAACCAGCCAAGUAGCCGUAGCACUUUGGAUCUUUUACAAAGUGUGGUUUCCAGAUUCCUAUUUGUAUGCCGCAGUGUUACCGUUGUAUGUGGCAGGAAUUAUCAAAGUUAUAGACACUCUUCAAGCUCUCAGAUCAUUAAGUAACAGUGAAAAUGUUGUGAUAACUACUAUGGAAAAUAGCGAUAUUCAAAAAUUAGAAAUCCCAACUGAGUCUAGCUCUUCUUCCAGCAAUCGUGUGAGUGGAACAUAUUCUGAUGAUGUUGCUUUGCUUGUGAAAGCUUAUCAGCGGUUUGAUCGGUUGAAGCCUUACCUUGAAAAGUGGCUAGGCCACCCUUCAUCAAUUUAUCUUCCUUCAAUAAGUGUAGAUGACUAUCUUCCAAAGGAUGUUUUUAAAUUGAUAGAAUUUGAGCUUAGCUUUAUGUACGAUGUACUCUACACCAAAUCACCCAUUAACUAUUCAAUCAGAAGUCUUUUGGGUCGCAUCAUUUGUACUCUUCUCCUAGCUAAUUUUUUGUUGCACUCAGUCCGGACUUUUGGACGUGUCUAUAGCAUAAUUUACGUUGUAUUGGGAACGGGAGUAGUUGCACUUGAAAUUUAUGAGAUCAAGGAGCUUUUGUACUCGGAUUGGGCCAUACUUCACCUGAUGAAACAAAAUAGAAGUGCAUUUAUGAGAAGAUUGUUGAGAAUUGUUGCUCGAAAGGUUAUAAGUAAGAAGCAUAGGUGGUCACAAUGCAUAGAUCAAUUCAACUUACUAAGCUAUUGUCUGUAUGAAGAGGCUACAAAGUUUGAUGGGUUGAUUAGUAGAAUUCUCAAGUUCAAGGGCUACUACAAGGUGUACAAAAAGUAUUGUGUUAAGAAAGAUAUUCAAGUCCCUGAAGAGUUGAAGGAAUUGAUUCUACAACAAAUGGAAGAGAUAAAAGCUCAAAGAGAUGGCCAACCUUUCUCCGAAAGUGGCCAAUGGCUAGUUGAAAGAUGUUAUUGCCUCCGAGAUUUGGAAUGGAGUACUCAAACAGAUUUUGGUACCCAAGCUAAGAAGCAAACCACUUUUGGCAAAACCAUUAUUACAUGGCACCUUGCCACUACUGUUUGCUACUAUUUAGAAGAUGACCAAUCGGAAGGUACCAGCACUCACUCCCAACGUGAAAUGAGCAAAAAUCUAUCAGAUUACAUAAUGUAUCUUUUGGCUAUGCAACCUGAUAUGUUAUCUAUUGUCAUCGGUGACAUUCUCUUUCGUGGUGCUCGUGCACAAGUGGGUGAAUUUGUGAAGACAAAACAAUUAAAGGAUGAAGCUACAUUAUGCAGUACAAUUAUCCUAGAUGAACUAAUCAUUGAUGAGAAUUAUUUCCAAGGACUUCCCAAGAAUAAUAUGCUUACAUCACAAUGGAAUGUGCUGCAUCAGGUGCAGGAUUUGGCAAGAAAAUUGCAAGACAGAGAAGAUAGAUGGAGAAUAAUAAGUAGUGUUUGGGUGGAAAUCUUGUGUCAUGGAGCUAGUAUUUGUCCUUGGACUCUCCAUGCUGAGCAACUUAGGAGAGGUGGAGAAUUGCUCACUCAUGUUUGGCUUCUGCUUGAGCAUGAGAAAGAUCGAUCCAAUAAUGUUCUUUCUCAUGAAUUGGAAUCUGCUGCUUAA